Molecule: messenger RNA, 513 nt
Organism: Caenorhabditis elegans
Lineage: Eukaryota; Metazoa; Nematoda; Chromadorea; Rhabditida; Rhabditidae
Gene: F27E5.9
Source: RefSeq, marked reviewed
AAAAAAUGGCAAACCCUGUACCGAAUGUAAUAUAUACAACAAAUCCAUCGGCUCCAAUUUUCGAAGGGCCUCCAGCCUAUACAGAAACCGUAUUUUCGACGCCAAUGGGCGGCAACAUGAAUGCACCAAAUCAAGUCGGCCCCACAACAAAUCCAUCUGUACCUAAAACCCAGAGAGACGUAGAAAUGCAACCCACAGGAACAACACCUAUUGUCCUUUUUCAACCAACAGUUCAACGUGUGACUGUAGUCCAGCCACGACAAAGGUAUGUCGUGGUUCGUCGGCGUCGUCCUGUUUGUUAUGCUCUCUUUCUUUUCUUUAUUAUUAUCGUGAUCGUUUCUAUCAUAGUUGGUGCUACUCAAAGUUCUAAUUAAUUCAUUUUUGUUUAAUAAUUUUUAUUGUAAUAUUUUAUUGUAAUAAAUUUUAUUGUAACGAGUUUCCCUGGAAAAGUUAUUUUUGAAUUUUUUCCUUGAAAACUGUAAUUUUUCAAUUUUGAAAUGAAAUGUUAAUUUU